CCGAAAACAAGCUGUUUAUGACUCCUGCUGAUUUCAAACAGGUCAAGGAGGGAAGAUGGAGGUUUUCCAGGUUCUUACUCUAACUCUGUUGCUUGUUGCUGGAGGCAGCACCCAGGUUAUAAAGUCUGGAAGAUGUCCCAAUCCUGCAGUCCAGGCCAACUUUGAUGCUUCCAGGUAUCUUGGUAAAUGGUAUGAGAUCCAGAAGCUGCCAACAAACUUCCAGAAAGGUCAAUGUGCUACUGCCACAUAUACCCUGAAAAGUCCAGGAGUCAUCAGUGUUCUCAACAGUGAGCUGCUUGAUGAUGGAACCAUCAACUCUGUUGUUGGCUCUGCCAAAGUUAAGGACCCUGCUGAGCCAGCCAAGCUAGAGGUCUCCUUCUUUGAAGGUACUCCUCCUGGUCCAUACUGGGUCCUGUCCACAAACUACGAUAGCUACACUCUGGUCUACGGCUGUACGGACUAUGGCCUGUUCCACAUGGAGCUGUCCUGGAUCCUCAGCAGGGAGCCCACCUUGCCUAAAGAGACCACGGAGCAGCUGCUCAGCAUCUUAUCUUCUAUCGGUGUCAACGUGAACAAAAUGGUCCCCACCAAUCAGGAGGAGAGCUACUGCAGCGCCAUGAAGCAGUGAGCAGAGAUGCUCCUGACAGAUGGGUAGUGCUUGAAUUAAACAGCACUGCUGUGUACAGGGUCUCAUUGUUUCUAUGAAGUGCAAAGUCAUAGCUGUCAUCAUGUAUAAAAGUAUCUUG
This is a messenger RNA of Cyprinodon variegatus (sheepshead minnow), 746 nucleotides long. RefSeq names its product apolipoprotein D-like (gene apoda.2). The transcript is spliced from 5 exons. The record is from RefSeq and is a predicted model, not a curated record. The coding region runs from base 56 to 628 and encodes 190 amino acids. Lineage: Eukaryota; Metazoa; Chordata; Actinopteri; Cyprinodontiformes; Cyprinodontidae. Gene Ontology annotation, molecular function: lipid binding. Gene Ontology annotation, biological process: tissue regeneration; brain development; lipid transport.